Molecule: messenger RNA, 2199 nt
Organism: Hypomesus transpacificus
Lineage: Eukaryota; Metazoa; Chordata; Actinopteri; Osmeriformes; Osmeridae
Gene: sack1gb
Product: protein FAM83G
Source: RefSeq, a predicted model, not a curated record
GUACUUUCUCUUCCCGAGUUCACGACUCGAACUGAAGCUCUGGGGCGACAUUUCGCUACAGUAACCACCGUCUGCACCUCCUUGGAAUACAGCUGGAUGAUAUCGCGUUCACGAUUAACGACAUUGACUGAUCGAAACUAUAUAAAAAAAAACGUUUGAUUCUAUCAUUCUUAUAGAGGCAAUUUGCUUAUUUCUUUCGAGUAACAAAGAGAGUUUCGCGGAAACGCGAGUCAAAAUGACUGGACUGAACUAGUUUUAGAAGUCGUAACUGGAAUUUGUGAACUUGCUAGUCGCGUCAGAAACGGGUUUUGGUGCUUCUCCCUGUAACGAUUUUGUUCCUCUUUUGUGACUGACACAUUCUGCCUCCCCUCUCUUUCCCCGCGGACACAGACACUACGCUUUUGUGCCCCGGAGCUAAAGCUAAACGGGCCAGGAAAACGGUCAUGUGAUAGGUGUGGCAGAGGGUGGGAAAGUUGUCUCCUGCCUCACCUGUGUGUGUUUGUGUGUGUGUGUGUGUGUGUGUGUGUGUAAUAUGAGAAAUGGGUUGCGCCCAGAGUUGAAUGACACACACAGCGGCGCAUCAGUCAUUAAACGAUGAUAAUUCGAUGAGAGCGCAGGACAGAUUCGUUCAUUCAGACACAAGUUUUUUUUAAACUGAGAAACACGCUGAGUAUUCUUGGAGACAAAAUGACCGUUGAACUUUUUAUUAUUGAUUAGUUGGUUUGGGAGAUUAUAUCGGUUAGUCGUGUCUCGCGAUCAUGGCUCUGUCUCAGCUCCAGUGUUUGGACGAGAACCACGUCAACUGGCGCGUGAGCGAGAGCAAACCGGAGUUCUUCUACAGCGAGGACCAGCGGCUAGCGCUCGAGGAACUCAUUUCCCGGGGACGCCAGGCCUUUACCGAAUACCUCAGUAAACACGGCAUCCGCGAGUUCCUCUCUGAACCAGAAGUGGAAAGGCUUGCGCGAACGGCAGAGGCCUACCAGCCCGGUAGUGACAAUCAGAGGGCUGAAACGGGAGCAGGACCGGGAGAUGACGGAGGCGAUGGCGCUGUCUCAUUACAAUAUUGGCCCGACCGUUCGGAGAAUUCUAUACCGGACCUGGACUUGGGUUGGCCCGACGCGAUCUCGUACCGGGGAGUGACGCGGGUCCAUGUGCACACGCAGCCGCCCAUGGACGGAAACAUUCACAUCAAAGAGGUGGUGCGCAAAGCUAUUGCGCAGGCUCAGAAGGUCAUAGCGGUGGUGAUGGAUGUGUUUACAGAUGUGGACAUCUUCAGAGACCUGCUGGAUGCGUGCUACAAGCGCAGGGUGGCAGUCUACAUCAUCCUGGACUCUGCUGCUGUACCCUGCUUCCUGCUCAUGUGUGACCGGGCUGGCAUGCACGCAGGACACCUGAAGAACCUGCGCGUGCGCUGCAAUGGAGGGGUGGAUUUCUACUCUCGCUCUGCCCAGAAGGUCCGCGGCUCUCUCAGUCAGAGGUUCCUGUUCCUGGAUGGAGACAAGGCCAUCUCUGGCUCCUACAGCUUCACGUGGUCUUCGUCCCGGUUGGAUCGCCAGCUCAUCACAGCGAUGAGUGGCCAGGCGGUGGAGGCGUUCGACAAGCUGUUCCGUGAUCUCUACCUAACCUCCAGGAGCGUAUCUCUUUCCAAGGUGCAGCUGGGGGAGAAGCCUGCCCCUGAGCCUGCCCUUCCGCUCCCGCCCCCUCCCCCACCCUCGGCAACCGUCGCCAGGAAACUCAUCAACCCCAAAUACGCCUUGGUUACAGCCCACGCCAACGCUAGCCCCGCCUCCUCCGGCAACCUCAGCAGCAACAAGAACUCCACCCCCCAGAAUACAGUGGGGCUCCUGGUCAAGGGGCGUGUCCGGGAGCCUGUGGAGGCCCCGCCCCUCCAUCCCGGCUUGGCCAAUCUGGAGAAGGUGUACCUGGUGGCGUACCUGCCCACCUGGCCGGAGCCCGACCCCGCUGGGGAUGUGAUCGGGUUCAUAAAUGUGCGCGGGGGAUCCCGGCCCCUCCAGGCUCACCUGCAGAGAUCCCAGCAGUUUGAGACGAGUCAAGCCGUGCGCUUCAGUUCCCCCUUCACCCCCCCCCGCCCCCCCAGAGCUGCCUGAUGUAGCCCUGCCCCGCACACACACCGCCACACACACCACUGACACACACACUGCAGAUACACACACCUCUCCAGACACACACACUACAGAU